Molecule: messenger RNA, 3339 nt
Organism: Brachypodium distachyon (stiff brome)
Lineage: Eukaryota; Viridiplantae; Streptophyta; Magnoliopsida; Poales; Poaceae
Exons: 6
Coding region: 526-3009 (827 amino acids)
Biological process (GO): regulation of transcription by RNA polymerase II
Cellular component (GO): piccolo histone acetyltransferase complex
Source: RefSeq, a predicted model, not a curated record
CUGCCUCGCUAGGUUUUCCGCGCCGCCACCCGUUCCCAUCCGCCGCCGCCCCCGCCCCCGCCUAAUUCGCCCCCUUCCACCCCUCCGUCGGCCAGCUUCUCAUCCACCCUCCUAUAUCCCUGCUCCCGCGGCCGCCUAGUUUGGAAUCCCGCCCAGAUCUGCUGCCCGUUACCGCCGGAGGUAGAGGUCGGCCCGGAACCCCGCCCACGGCCGCCGCUUGGAGGUCGCGGUCCCAAGGUCGGAAGUCGCUGCCGUCGCGAGGUUCACCGCCAAUCGUCCCUCCACCCGCCACCCCGAGCUCGUCCUCACCGGACCACCCCCAGGUCGCCGGCAGCCUCCCGUGGCUCGUCCUACGACCCUCCGUCUGCGACUUGUUCAACAGCCGCCCGCUCCACAGGCCUGCUUCCCUAGCUGGUCCAAGCUAAGGAUGAAGUUUAAAGUUGAAUGGAACUGAGAAACCUAUUGGUGAAUCGAAGGACCAGUGGAUGAAUUAAAGGAUCAGAUGAAAAUUCGAAGUGGAAUAAAAUGAAACCAUUGCCGAGAUCUCAUCGCAAUCGGCCUCCCCUAUCUGCCCCACUGCCAGAGCCCAUGCCAGCCGUUGGGACCCGCCGCUCCACGCGUGUCUUUGUGCCCAAGGUGCCCCAGCCCCAGCCCUCUGAGCCUGCCAGGGUUCGCCGCUCCGGCAAGCGUCUAGCCAUCUCCAACUCCCACUGGCUCCGCUGGGAAUCAAAGAAUGCCUUCCAUGACAAUGAACAUGGCGAGAAGCCCAAGCCGCAGACACCAAUGCAACCGCGAUCACCACCCACCAGAUCCUUUGGGAUCGUCUACAGCCGGAAGCGCUGCCGGAGGCUCCCAGCCGAACCUAAGGAUGACACAAGGUUUGGGAUAGUGUUCACCAGGAAGGACAAGCGAUCAAAGGUCGCCCCUUUUCGGGAGGACACCUCCAGCGACCUCGCUGCUAUUCCGUGCUCCUUGUCCAGGGAGUUCGCAUCAAGGAUUGGGUUCUUGGAUGCCCACUUCUUGACCCCUGUGGCUGGUGUUGCCAGUCAAGCUGGGGAUGACCUACUUGUCGUCCUCAUCGACACAUCUUUCUCUGGGAGCACUCAUCAGUUCUUGCGCCUUCUCCUCCCAGUGCUGCGGUGGAUGCGUCACGGGCAGCAGAGCAAGAUCUGGAACCUGGCCUCUUUUCUCUCUUCUGCGGCUGUUGUCACCAUAUUUGCAUCGCACGGGCUGCACUUUGUCAAGCUCCAGCACCAGAGAGCCAGUGCAUUAUUACUGAGGACUAUGGUGCAUUGUGGGUGGUGUGAGCUUCAUGAUGCCAACCAAUCUCAACCUGUGUUGUCAGUCAACUUCUCGGCAGUUCCUUCGUACUUUCAGAGCUUGCAUUCCGUGAUAGAUCUUCACUCCAUCUAUGUGCCAGCUGGGAUUCGACGGAGCAUGGGUUUAGUUGGUGGAGCUGAAGAAAUGUAUACUGAAGAUCCUCUGGAGGCGGAUUCCUGGUCUCCGAGCACUGUAGAUGCCGAGCCUGCUGUUGACUUGCGUUGCGAUGAACCUUGCAGAGUGGUCCAGGACUAUGUGCCCCUUGAACAAGUUGCAGGAGUAGUGAUGCAUGGUCUGAAGCUAAAGAAGCACCAAAGGAAGAGAAGCUCUAUGAGGCAUCCGGUAAAUUGGCAUCGACUUGCAGCAAGAUUUCCAGACAAAGCAAUUGGAAUGAAGCAGGGUACUCUUACCUCUCAGACAGAACUGAGCCCGGCCUUGACUGGGUCUGAGAUUUGCUUGGAACCUCUCCAACCCAAACCAGCAUUAGAAAUUUCUCUUGAUUUGCUUGAAAAUAUGGAUGACAGUGAUGUUUCGACACCUAUGGGAUCAAAUGGGAAGCAAAAGAGGUCUUUCAAAAGUCCAAUUGAGCGCACAAAUGAAAGGCUGGCUUUGUCUGAGGUUAGACAGAAUAUAGAUCAUUUUUGCUGCAAAGCGAACCUUUUAAUUAUUCAAGCUGAUAGGUGCUGGAGAGAAGAAGGUGCUGUAGUUAUGCUAGAACUAUCAAACUCCAAUGGCUGGUGUGUUGCUGUGAAGUUACGUGGUGUUACUAGAGUCUCUCUUAAACCGUCGGAGCAAAGGUUUUAUGUUGUUAACCGUCACACCCAUGCUUACGUUUGGGCAAUCGAAGAUGGAUGGAAACUUGAGUUCUCUGAUAAGUGGGACUGGCUUUUAUUCAAAGAGUUGCAUAUUGAGGGUCGGGAGCGCAAUUCUCAGGAAAAGAUGAUUCCAAUUCCAGGUGUACAUGAGGUUUCUGAUGGCAUGGGAGGGAUUGUAACAGAUCCUUUCUCACGCCCUGUGCCAGACUAUAUCAGAAUGGUGGAUGAUGAAGUUGGACGGGCUCUCUCAAGGGAUUCAGUUUAUGACUUGGACUCAGAGGAUGAACAGUGGCUCAUUCAGUUGAACCAUGAGGCUUCUGAUAGAAGAAGCUCCAAUCUGAAUCACAUUUCCUAUGAAGAUUUUGAGAAAAUAAUAACCUUGUUUGAAAAAGAUAUCUACAACAAUCCUGGGGUAACUACUGAUGUGGAUCAGCUUCUUUCCAGAUAUCCAUCUUUAGGAAAGGAUGAUAAUGUCCUUUCCAUAUAUGAAUAUUGGACAAGUAAGAGAUAUAAGAAAGGUGCGCCGUUGAUAAGGACAUUUCAGGGUGCACCGGUAAGGCGAGGACGACAAUCACAAAAAUCUUCUGUUAAGAAGAAGAGAUCUUUUAUGAGACAAAGAAGCCAACCUGGCCGAGGGAAACCUGGGAUCUUCUUGCAAGACAAUGCUGAAGAGGAGGCUUUGCGGAGAGUUGUGGAAGCUGAACGCGCAGCAAAACACGCUGUAGAAACGGCUGUUCGACUGCGCAGUAGAGCUCAGUCUCUCAUGGCGAAUGCCAACCUCGCGACAUACAAAUCUGUGAUGGCUCUCAGGAUUGCUGAGGCUGCAAGCAUAUCUAACUCGUGCCGGGAUCUUGUUUGGAGGACCCUCAACUAGUUUUUUUUCAUUGCAUCAUUGCUGUGUGAUAUUACUGCUAGGUGGUGGGACUCUUUUUUCCUCCUCUCCGGUUGUUAACUGUGCGAAGCUAAUUUUGAGGUGAACUCAAAACUGUAAUUUCUUGUACAAAUGACAGUAGUUAGUGAGAAUCUGGCAUUCUGUAUGUUACAUGUACCCAUGUUUUGAAAGAAAUGGAAGGAAAAAAAAUGAAGUAUUGCUAGAGACGAGGGAAAAAGAAUCAUGCAAAAGAUACAUCCUGAAGUUUCUUGGCAAACUCCUCACAGAUUGUAUUUAUCAUCUCAUAAAAUUUCAGAUUAGAUGUUGCUCCAA